Molecule: messenger RNA, 2769 nt
Organism: Pseudophryne corroboree (corroboree frog)
Lineage: Eukaryota; Metazoa; Chordata; Amphibia; Anura; Myobatrachidae
Gene: ANTXR2
Product: ANTXR cell adhesion molecule 2
Exons: 18
Coding region: 476-1921 (481 amino acids)
Cellular component (GO): plasma membrane; cell surface
Molecular function (GO): transmembrane signaling receptor activity
Source: RefSeq, a predicted model, not a curated record
CAGCAGCUCUCGGUUUUGUCGUUGAAAAGUUUAACAGAAGUUGAGCAAACUUUUCUGUGUGUUAGUACUAAUGCUGGCUCUAUGCUGACAUGGUAAUCCCCACCCCUUCCAGGCACACACACAUGCUCAGUCAUAUCACACAUCUUCUAAGCAAACCGGAGGCUAGAAAGAGAUUUCUGGUUGCCGUCCCUCUUCUUCUAUAUAAGGCUGAAAAACAAGACUACAGCCCUAGGAGACACCAACUGCAAAGAACAAGGGAAAACCACAAACUUCAGUCACCUAAGCCAAACUUGUGUAAUCUGGAGUGGGUUGAAAGGCAAGAAUCGGCGUGGAUCUGCUACACGAGAGAGCAGUGUUAUGAUCUGAAAAAGACAUAUGCCGGGGACACACAAGGGGAUAAAGAACAGGGUAAAGUACGAGAGAAUGAAAUGCAAACAGGACAGACAGACUGAUAUAUAGAGUACUAUAAGAAAAGAUGAAGUUCUGCAGGGCUGGACUUUUCACUGGGCUCUGGAUGCUGUUCCUGCUGUCUUAUAUAUGUCAUCCUGCUGUAGCUGACGACGAGCCAUCCUGCCAAGGAGCCUUCGAUCUGUACUUUGUGCUGGACAAGUCUGGGAGUGUGGCUAAUAACUGGCCAGAGAUCUAUAAAUUUGUGGAGACGCUCACAGAAAGGUUUGCAAGUCCAAGAAUGAGAAUGUCAUUCAUCGUGUUCUCUACACAGGCAAUUAGAAUUAUGGAAUUGACAGGAGACAGAGAUCGGAUAAAGAAAGGACUAACAGAUCUGUAUAAUGUAAAGCCGGCUGGUGAAACAUACAUGCACGAAGGCUUUCAGCUAGCAAAUGAGGAAAUUCAAAAAGCCAGUAGAGGAAGUACUGCUUCUAUAAUCAUUGCUCUGACUGAUGGUAAGCUGGCUGACCAGAUUCCUCGGUUGACAAAAAUUGAGGCUAACAAAGCUCGAGGAAUGGGAGCAAGAGUUUACUGUGUUGGAGUUCUGGAUUUCAAGUAUGACCAGCUGAUAGACAUUGCUGACUCAGAAGAACAUGUGUUUCCUGUUGAAGGUGGAUUUAAAGCUUUGGGAGGGAUCAUUAAUUCAAUAUUAAAGAAGUCAUGCACCGAAAUUUUGACUGUGGAUCCAUCAUCCGUCUGUGUUGGUGAUGAGUUUCAAGUUGUCCUGAGAGGGAAUGGAUUUUUAUUUGGACGAAACAUAGACACUGUCGUGUGUUCUUACCAUGUGAAUGAGACAACAAUCCAUGGAAAGCCACUUACUGUGGAAGCUAAGAAUAUGAUUUGCCCAAUCUCAGUACUUCAUGAAGUUGGACAAACCAUGGAAGUUUGGGUGAGCGUGAACAAUGGAAAGACUGCUCUUACAAGCCCUAAGAUAAUCACUGCUACCAGCUGUUCCAGUGGCUUCGUUGCUUUCCUCGCAAUACUUAUUAUGUUGCUCAUUAUUGCUCUGGUCUUAUUUUGGUGGUUUUGGCCCCUCUGCUGCAAAGUGGUUAUCAAAGAUCCUCCCCCACCACCACCACCAGCACCUGUUGAGGAGGACCCUGAAGAAAUACUGCCCAACAAGAAAUGGCCUACAGUGGAUGCCAGUUACUAUGGUGGACGUGGUGUUGGUGGUAUUAAGAGAAUGGAGGUGCGUUGGGGAGAUAAAGGUUCUACUGAAGAAGGGGCAAGAUUAGAGAAAGCCAGAAAUGCUGUUGUGACAAUGCCAGAGGAAGAGGAAAUGCCUAUGCAACCAACAUCUAAGAAAUCUAAACCUACCUCACCAGUAUCUCAGACAAAGUGGUACACUCCAAUCAAGGGACGACUUGAUGCACUGUGGGCCCUUUUACGAAGACAAUAUGACCGUGUAUCACUGAUGCGACCUCAACAAGGAGAUGAGGGUCGCUGCAUUAACUUCUCCAGAGUACCAAAUUAAAUGAAGAAAAAAUUCCUUUUUUGCUUUAAACCAAGAAUACGUGAAAAAUUUGAAAAAGACUUCACACGGAAUGUUGUGUCCAACCCUGGGAAUCACCUCUGACAACUGUUUUCCACCAGCAUUUUAUGCUUUCGUUUGUACGGUUACUCAGCAUAAUAAUGCAGCCUUAGUAGGAAAAGGGGAAAAAAACAAUGCAUUACAAACAGCGAUCAGCGAGAAAAAAAUCAGCAAGACGUCAACCACAUAGUUAUGGCCAAUGGACAUUGUAGCCGCAACAUUUCUGUGUUUGGAGAAGCAAAACUGUUGGGACGUGAAGCCAAUGUUUCGAUUCAAAUAGGAACUUUAGGCCAAAAGCAGAGGAAAUUAUUCCCAGCAGGUCAAACAAGUGCAACAGUUCAUUGGCUCAUAGCAAUGUCAUGGAACAAAAUCUUUUCCUAUACCCCCAUCUCUGAGUGCCUUACGGGUAUCUUCUGACUAAUAAUCUUGCCAUUGUAACACUGAGAAAUGCACACGCAUGACAGAAUGUAGACAGGAUGCCUGGAGGUACUGGUAGGCAGUAAAGAUUUUGCCUUUUCAGUUCUGAAGACACCUUUCUUUCAUUAUGCACUGGAGACAGGAGGGAAAUUAAUAGAGCGUUAGUUUGCAGGAAGACAGCCUUAAACCAGAGAUCUAGAGCUAAGUUUGAGGGACUGAUGCAUCAAGACCUUGACACUGUGGCUGCUAGUUCACAUAUCCCUUCACUGUCUGCAAAGUUCAGUAGCGCAUGAAGUAUUAUUGGCUGUAUAUGUACCUUGUAGUCAUAUUCUUCUGUAUGAUAUUGAGAUAUAUAUAUAUAUAUUUUUUUUUUU